GGAUAGUCACAGUUGUGAAGUGUUCAGGCUUCCAGUGACAUUUCCUCAGAUAGUUUCCUUCGAGAUCCUGUAGUAGAACACUCAUCAAACAUGGCCGAUAAGAAGAAUCUUCUCCUGCUCUUCGAUCAUCCCACUGAGCCUGUGUUCAUGGACAAGGGCAAACGGGUGACCGUGUUUGAUGUUCCUGAUUCCUUCUUGACCGAUCGUUACCGCCCAAUCAGCAAUGAGGUUCAGAGCCGUGUUGGCGAUAAGGUGGAGCAGCGAGUUCCAGUCCGGGAGAUCUCCAUUCCUGAUCUGAGGAUUCCCAUGUCACUGGGACGCGAUGAGCAGUUCUCGCUGUUCCUGCCCAAGCACCGCAGGAUUGCCGGUCGCCUGAUAGACAUCUUCAUGAACAUGCGCUCCGUUGAUGAUCUGCAGAGUGUGGCCGUCUAUGCCAGGGAUCGUGUUAACCCAGUUCUCUUCAACUACGCCUUAUCGGUGGCUCUACUCCAUCGUCCAGACACCCAGGGUCUGGAUCUGCCCUCAUUCUCGCAGACCUUCCCCGAUCGGUUCAUUGACUCCCAGGUUAUUCGUCAGAUGCGUGAGGAGUCGUUUGUGGUGCAACCAGGUUCCCGUAUUCCCAUCACCAUUCCCAGGGACUACACCGCCUCCGAUCUUGAUCCAGAGCACAGGCUAUGGUACUUCCGUGAGGAUUUGGGCAUCAACCUCCACCAUUGGCAUUGGCAUUUGGUGUACCCCUUCGAGGCCUCUGACCGCAGCAUUGUGAACAAGGAUCGCCGUGGUGAGCUGUUCUACUACAUGCACCAGCAGGUGAUUGCCCGCUACAAUGCCGAGAGAUUCAGCAACAACCUUGCUAGGGUACUGCCCUUCAACAAUCUGCGGGACCCCAUUGCCGAGGGAUACUUCCCCAAGAUGGACUCUUUGGUGGCCAGUCGCGCUUGGCCUCCUCGCUUCGAGAACAUCAGGCUGAGCGAUCUCAACCGAGAAGCUGAUCAGCUUAACGUGGAAAUCGGAGAUUUGGAGCGCUGGCGUGAUCGCAUCUAUGAGGCUAUCCACCAAGGAUUCGUCAUGGAUGAGCGUGGCAACCGAGUGCCAUUGGAUGAAGCUACGGGCAUCGACACCCUUGGCAACAUGAUUGAGUCCUCCAUUCUGUCACCUAACCGAACCCUGUAUGGUGAUCUGCACAACAAUGGCCACACCUUCAUCUCUUAUGCCCAUGAUCCGACCAGCAAGCAUCUGGAGUCCUUUGGAGUGAUGGGUGAUGUGUCCACCGCCAUGCGAGACCCGGUCUUCUACAAGUGGCACUCGUACAUCGAUCGCAUCUUCCAGGAGCACAAGAGCCGCCUGCCGGCUUAUACCGAUACUCGGCUAAACUACUCUGGCGUCACUAUUGAGGGCAUCCAAGUGGACACCAAUGGAGGUCAGCCCAACACACUGACCACCUUCUGGCAGCAGUCGGAUGUCGACAUGUCCCGUGGCUUUGAUUUCCUGCCCCGUGGCAAUGUCUUCGCCCGCUUCACCCAUCUGCAGUACUUGCCCUUCACCUACACUAUCAGUGUGAACAACGAUGGCGGUGCCCAGAGAUUCGGCUACGUGCGCAUCUUCAUUGCACCCAAGAAUGAUGAGCGUGGUCAGCCCAUGUUGUUGCGCGAACAGCGUUCCCUGAUGAUUGAACUGGAUAAGUUUGUGGUUGCCCUGAACCCGGGACCCAACACGAUUCGUCGCCGAUCCACUGAAUCGAGUGUGACUAUUCCAUUCGAGCGCACUUUCCGUAAUCUGGAUGCCAAUCGCCCGGCUGCCGGCACUGCUGAGGAACUGGAGUUCAACUUCUGCGGCUGUGGAUGGCCUAAUCACAUGUUGAUACCGAAGGGUCUGCCCGAAGGACUGCCUUGUGUGCUGUUCAUCAUGGUGUCCAACUAUGAGAAUGAUAGGAUUGACCAGCAACUGGUGGGUCGCUGCAGUGAUGCUGCUUCCUACUGUGGUGUCCGUGACCGCCUGUACCCGGAUCGACAGUCCAUGGGUUAUCCUUUCGAUAGAUUGCCCCGCUCUGGAGUCGAUCGCCUGGUGAACUUCCUCACUCCCAACAUGAGCAUUGUAGACGUGAACAUUCGCCACGAGAAUCGCACCGUUCAGCGCCAGAACUAGAUGACGAACCGCUCCUGAUCCACAUUUUACCGCCCUGACCCGAAUCGAUGGCCUUGCCCAUUACUAGAUAUAUAACUUUUAGCAAUCUAUUGCAUCUUUAUUGAGCCGCUUAAUAAACAAGACAUCAUCGUCAAGCAUUCCACAAA
Molecule: messenger RNA, 2291 nt
Organism: Drosophila eugracilis
Lineage: Eukaryota; Metazoa; Arthropoda; Insecta; Diptera; Drosophilidae
Product: phenoloxidase 2
Exons: 4
Coding region: 91-2145 (684 amino acids)
Molecular function (GO): oxidoreductase activity
Source: RefSeq, a predicted model, not a curated record